Colletotrichum gloeosporioides is the source of this 864-nucleotide messenger RNA. RefSeq lists its product as uncharacterized. The record is from RefSeq and is a predicted model, not a curated record. The coding region runs from base 1 to 864 and encodes 287 amino acids. Lineage: Eukaryota; Fungi; Ascomycota; Sordariomycetes; Glomerellales; Glomerellaceae. The transcript has a single exon.
AUGUCUCCCACUGUGGCCUAUGUCGACGUCGUCUACUCGCCACUGUACAUCACUGAACGAACACUUCUCCCUCGGUCCGACGAUGAGUCUCUCUGGGACAAAGUCCAGCCCGCCGCCGCCUUCGAGUGCCCCGAAGCCCUGCUCCUGGUCUGGCCGAUCUUGAGACCCAUCACCGACAUCACCGUCCUCGACAGCAGAGCUGCCACAGGAGAGGCAUUCAAGAACCGGCAGCCGUUUGUGACCGAGAAUCCGGAUGGUUCCAAGGCAUUUCACCCCAUGGCCUUGCGCUACCUACCCCUUCCUCUCCCAUAUGCCGGCAUCUUUGACGAAUUCCUCGCGCUCAGCGAGAGAAUGACGGAGCUGCACGAGUUUGACUGGGACAACAUCAAGGAAGCUCAGCGCGCGGGCGUUACGAAGUUCUACUGCUGCGACGAGGAGUGUGAGAGCCAACCGUACUUGUCCAUGACCGAGAAGUCGAAGUUGGUGAUUCAAGCGCAGGAGAAGCCCUACGUCACCCUUACCGAGGCCGUCUCUGCUACUCACGAGUGGCUUCUUACCAUGCAGGAGGAUAUCCUCAUUGCUGAAAGAACGCAGUUCCCGGAGGACGAUACUUGGGGUUGCCAGACGCCACUGCCACCGAGGCGCACAAAGUUUUGGGUUUCUGGUCUCUGGGGGACGAAUGUUGUCCGCCAGGGCAGCGUUGGCUCUGGGGAGCAGUUCCAGUGGAAUCCUAGGACGGGAGAGGAAUGCCCGCAGACGGAGGAGGAGUGGGAGGAGCUUUUGGAGAUGGCGAGAAAGAGGCGACGCGACUUGCGUGCCAGGGGCGACGGCGGUCAUAAGCCAGGGAUGGUAGAAGUGGAUUAA